This is a messenger RNA of Colletotrichum scovillei, 960 nucleotides long. RefSeq lists its product as uncharacterized. Gene Ontology annotation, molecular function: dynein intermediate chain binding. The record is from RefSeq and is a predicted model, not a curated record. The transcript is spliced from 3 exons. Gene Ontology annotation, biological process: microtubule-based movement. Gene Ontology annotation, cellular component: cytoplasmic dynein complex; cytoplasm. The coding region runs from base 187 to 609 and encodes 140 amino acids. NCBI's taxonomy places the organism in Eukaryota, Fungi, Ascomycota, Sordariomycetes, Glomerellales, Glomerellaceae.
UGGGCACUUUAGCUUCCAACCCAGCCUUACAGACGAGACCCGACCCAGCUUUCGGGGGCAUUCAUUUGUUUCCACGACCCAGCGACACUCGAUUUUUUUGCAAAGUUUCAGUGCCAUUUAAGACGCUCUCAGAAGCAGCGUCGCCCGUACCUGUCUCUCGUUUGUUCAACUCUCAGUCCAUCAAAUAUGGCCGACGCAACACCCACCAACGGACCAGACACGCUGGACGAGACCCUCAAGCGCCUCUCAAACAAACCCGGCGUCAAAGCCACCGUCAUCCUCGACCGAGUCACUGGCGCGAUACUACGAACGAGCGGUCAGCUGUCGUCCUUCAACGCAGCAACGCUACAGACAUCCGGAGGGGGCUCCUUCUCGGGCGAGGGCGCCGCCGCGCAGCAGCAGCAGAACGGCGAGGAGCAACCGCAAGGCUUGGAGGACUUUGCCGCCAAGGUCUGGAACUGGGUGAAUGCGUCGGGCACCCUGGUGUUGGACCUGGAUACCGAGGAUGAGCUGAAGCUACUGAGGCUACGAACGAAGAAACAGGAGCUGGUCAUUGUACCAGAUCCGAAGUACCUCCUCAUCGUAGUACAUGACACACCGCCGGCUUGAAAAAUCUCGAGGUCUGACUCACGAUGUUGGCAUCGACCGGCGUUUCACGGACUUAUCGCCAUUGGCUUCACCGAGCGGACGUCCUCCAGAAGGAUUUGCGUUUGCCAAGCUGGGAGGGCAAAGGGGCCGGGAUUGAUAUGCUCAUUGGUCGACUCCAAGGCGAUCGUAUUUACAAAUACGCAGGAAAGGGAAACUGGGAAACCCUCCUUCAAGCUGCCAAGCUGCAAGCUCUACGCACAUACACACACAUGGAAAACAAACAAGGGGGGAAAGAGAGAUAGAUAGCUGCUCUCGGCAUGGACGGUCGAGGCGGGCGCGAUUACGAAUGAUACCCUGAUAUUACCAUCCGCC